UGAUAAAAGAUAUAAAAUUAAUACUCAAUGUCUCCUGCAGUUCAAAAGAGAUCUAAAAAUGCGAAGAAGCAACAAUUAAAACCUCAAGGUAAAAAGAUUGCCAAGAUUGUUGAACAAGCUGCUGGAAAGGCCAAGAAGGGUACCAAGAAGGCUGUUAAACAAUUAAGUGAGGAGGAGGAUUCACCCAUGGAAGACGUUUCCGAAAGUGACGAGGACGAUGUUUUUAAAAAGUUACAAAAGGUUAUGGAUAACGAUGAUUCUGAAGCUGACGAGGAAAAAGAAAAUGACAUUAGCGAAAAGGAAGAGGACGCAGAGAACAGUGACGAUGAACUUCCCUCUGAUUUUGAAAGAGAAAUGGCCAUGGAUUCUGACGAAGAAGAGGUGGAUGAGGAUGAUGAUGAUGAAGAGACACCCGAUAAACUCAACAAAGAUAUUGACCAACACAAGAAGGAACUGGAAGAGUUAAAGGAACGUGAUCCUGAAUUUUACGAGUUUUUACAAAAGGAAGAUGGUGAUCUUUUGGGCUUUGGCGAAUCUGAUGAUGGAGAGGAUAUGCCCGAUGCCUCAGAUGAUGAUGAUGGUCAGGAAUACAGCGAUAUGGAGGAGCCUGAGGAAACCAUUGUAGAUGAUGUUCCUGUCUUGACCAAGGCCAUGUUGAACGAAUGGACUGCCGCUGUUAAAUCUAAUAACGAUUUUAAGGCAUUCAAGAAGAUUUUGUCUGCUUUCAAAACUGCUGCCAGAAUGUCUGAAGAAGACGAUAAGAUUACAUUUUCCUACAAGAUUGAAGAUCCUACAGUCUUUUCCAAGGUGAUUACCACCACACUUCGUCUUGCACCUGUUGUGUUUGCCCAUCAUUUGAAACCCAAGAAGGAAAAUGGAUCUCCUGUUACCUCUGGUAAAUGGGCCUUCUUCAAAUCCUAUGUGAAAUCAUAUCUCAACAAUUUGCUUCAUCUCUUAAGUAAUUUGACUGAUGCUGAUAUGCUUCGUAUGACGAUUCGUGAAGCUGAAAAGGCCACCAGUCUUUUUGUUUGUUUUGACCGUCUUGUCAAGGAUUAUCUCAAGACGCUUUUAAACUCUUGGUCUCACCUUGGUUCUGUCGAUACUGUCCGUAUGCAAGCUUUCUUGAGUAUUAAAUCUUUAGCUCUUGCUACUGUACCCGCCACCAAAGACACCAAGACCAAAGUGCAAGGUUACCUCGAUCUCUGUCUCAAGAACGUUUACUUGACUUUUAUCAAAAAUUGUAAAAACACCAAUCUCCAUACUUUACCCGUGAUCAAUUUGAUGCGUAAUUUAGCUGUUCAACUUUACGGUAUUAACCCCGUCUUGAGUUAUCAACAAGGUUUUGUGUAUAUUCGUCAAUUAGCCAUUCAUUUAAGACAAGCCAUGAAGGUGCGUUCGACUAAGAAUCAUAAUAUGGUAUACAACUGGCAAUAUAUCCAUUGUAUUGAUUUCUGGGCCGAUGUUUUAAAUGCAUAUGCUGUUCCUAUGGUGGAUGAAGAUGGAGAUGUGGUGGAAAGUCCCUUAAAGGCCUUGAUCUACCCCUUAACACAAGUAGCUGUCGGUGUUAUUCAAUUGAUCCCUACUGCUCAAUUCUACCCUCUUCGUUUCCAUGUGCUUCGUUCAUUGAACUCUCUUAUCCAUAAUACCAAUGUGUUUGUUCCUCUCGCUACCUAUGUAUUGGAAGUUCUUGAAGGUACUGUGGCUAUGGAAAAGGCCAAACAAAGCAGUGGUUUACCCACUGAAUGGGAUCUUGUGCUCAAGGUACACAAGAAGAGUAUUCAUGGUCGUAUGUACCAAGAUGAAGUUUUAGAUCAAUGUGCAAAGGCAUUGAAGAGUUAUUAUAAAGAAUAUUCCCAUCAUAUUUCUUUCCCUGAAAUGGUGGAUGCUGAUAUCAUUGCUAUCAAGCGUUUCGUCAAGCAAUCCAAGAGUAUAAAGGGAAAGGAUAAGUUGAGCAAAUUAGCAAAGGAGCUUGAAGCUAAGGCUACUUUUGUUCGUCAACAACGUGCCAAGAUUAACUUUAGCCCGGAAAAUGAGGCUGAAGUCGAGAAAUUCAAUAAGGAAUUAAAGGCCAAGAUGACUUAGAAAAAAAAAAUUCUCAACAACACACUAUCAUUCCAUACACCUUAAAAAAAAGCACUCCCUCCACUGCAAACCCACAUUUAUAUAUAUUUUUUACUUAGAGCCAAUAAAAAAUAAGAGAG
Molecule: messenger RNA, 2201 nt
Organism: Mucor mucedo
Lineage: Eukaryota; Fungi; Mucoromycota; Mucoromycetes; Mucorales; Mucoraceae
Product: Noc2p family-domain-containing protein
Exons: 4
Coding region: 28-2082 (684 amino acids)
Biological process (GO): ribosomal large subunit biogenesis
Cellular component (GO): Noc2p-Noc3p complex; Noc1p-Noc2p complex; nucleolus
Source: RefSeq, a predicted model, not a curated record